This is a messenger RNA of Dama dama (fallow deer), 237 nucleotides long. RefSeq names its product large ribosomal subunit protein eL39-like. The transcript has a single exon. Bases 51 to 206 code for a protein of 51 amino acids. Gene Ontology annotation, cellular component: ribosome; cytosolic large ribosomal subunit. Lineage: Eukaryota; Metazoa; Chordata; Mammalia; Artiodactyla; Cervidae. The record is from RefSeq and is a predicted model, not a curated record. Gene Ontology annotation, biological process: translation. Gene Ontology annotation, molecular function: structural constituent of ribosome.
CUCUUUUCUCUUCUCCGCCAUCCUAUGUGCGGUUGAGUUCUGUCCGCACCAUGUCUUCUCACAAGACUUUCAGGAUCAAGCGAUUCCUGGCCAAGAAGCAAAAGCAGAAUCGUCCCAUUUCUCAAUGGAUUCGAAUGAAAACUGGCAAUAAAAUUAGGUACAACUCCAAGAGAAGACAUUGGAGAAGAACCAAGCUGGGUCUAUAAGAAGCCUCACAUAACAAGUGGCACACAUGUU